Molecule: messenger RNA, 408 nt
Organism: Microthlaspi erraticum
Lineage: Eukaryota; Viridiplantae; Streptophyta; Magnoliopsida; Brassicales; Brassicaceae
Source: the annotation of a GenBank genome assembly
AUGUGGAGUUGGUCCUCAAGAACAUGCACUUGGCCAAGUUCUUCUCUACCACAUGGAAUCUACAAGGAGCUCACUUGUGAGUUCUUAGCUUCAAUGAGGUCCACAUGUAUGAGAGAAGAUAGAGCUGAUUUGGACCAAGGAUUGGGAUGGAUCACGUUCUUGGCUAAGGGAGAGAAGAGAAUGGUGACCUUUAGGCAGUUGGAGAUCUUGUUUGGGUUCAACUAUGGAGAGGGAACCAAGUGGAACUUCAAGGAAAAGGAACUCCAAAGGGUUUGGGCUACAAUCGCUGAUGGAGUGUACUCUUCCUCAAGGUCCAAGGCAGCUCAGAUCAGGAGCCCAGUGUUGAGAUAUGUGCACAAGGCACUUGCCAACACCUUCUUUGCAAGGAAGGCACGGGACAAUCAAUGA